UAUUGAUAAUCUUAGUAUGGCGAACCUUUCCACAUAACUUAGCAAUAUGAGAUGAUAUUUAUCAUUUAAAAGAGAAAAAGGAAUAAGUUAAAUGUCAUUACAGGUGUGAAAGAAGUUUGAAACAAAUUACUAAUUAUUAUUUACUUGCUAUGUUUAAAAGGACUGUAAAACGAAUUUGGCACACUGUUAUCCGUAAACAGACCAGUUCAGAUAACACGUUUCAAUGCAAUUACUAUAAUAUGGCUACUGGCGGACAAACAAAUAUGGAUACUCUAUCAGAUGAAAUAUUUGAUGUACUAUGUUCAAUGUGUAAAAAUAAAGGCAAAAACUCUGAAGUGUAGAUUGUCAUGAUUACUUUUGUAGAAGUUGUGUUCAAGUUCACAAUGAAGUACCUGUAUUAGCUUGUCACAAGGUGUUGGAUAAAUCUCAAGUUACGUCAAGAACAAGCGAAGGUGUGCGCAGGGCACCGGCAGAGAGAUGUGACAGACACAGUCAUAAACAUAUUGAUAUGUACUGUCAGAACCAUGAUAAUGUUGGAUGUUCUACAUGUAUGGCAGUUGAUCAUAGAUUAUGCAAGGAUACAUUCUACAUACCAGAAUUUCUCAAAACACACAAUUACCUAGAUUCACAAAGAGAAGUUCAAACAAAACUCAAGGAAAUAGCCAAGGUUCUAACAAAACAAGCUGAUAGAUUUAAACAAGAUAAACAAACGCUGCUAAAGAGGAAAGUAGAAAUAUUGGCUGAUAUCAGACAAUUCCGUCAAGAAAUCAAUGAACUUCUUGACAAGCUGGAGAACAGUUCUAUCGAUGAGAUAGAAAGUAAAGUCAAAUGUAUUGAGGACAAGAUAGACGUUGUAAUAAAACAACUACAGGCAAACAAGUCCAUGAUCACAUCAGCUAAUGAUAAAUUAGCAUCUACAAACACAAAUCAAUCUGAAAUGUUUGUGUAUGUUAAGAUGGCAGAGAAUACGGCAAAUGUUGCCAACAAAUAUAUAUCAGAUAUAAAAUUAAAAAGUAUUGUGGAAGACGUAGAUUUUCAACCUAAUAGGGCAAUUCUUACACAGCUGGAACAAAAGAAAACCCUAGGUACACUAUCAGAGAAAUCUAUAAAGACUGUUGACAAUCUAUUGAAUAUUAAAGGAGAACAAUCAUAUAAUGUAAAAGUUAUGUCUGAUAAAGAAUUUUGCAAUAUCAGAAGUGUUUGCUGUAUGGAAGAUGGUACAAUUAUUCUUGCUGAUCAUCACAACAGGAAGCUUAAACGGCUACACAGUCAAACUAUACUGGCACAGACUACUAUGAUCUACCUGGAAAGCCAUGGCAAGUGUGUUUGA
Molecule: messenger RNA, 1330 nt
Organism: Ruditapes philippinarum (Manila clam)
Lineage: Eukaryota; Metazoa; Mollusca; Bivalvia; Venerida; Veneridae
Exons: 2
Coding region: 509-1330 (273 amino acids)
Source: RefSeq, a predicted model, not a curated record